UAGAUAAACUUUGGGAAAAUCCAGUGUAUAAUUAGUUAGUGUUAAUACGCAGUGAUAAAAUCAUUAUUAAUUAUUUCAAAAGUAUAAACACAGAGGGAGGGAAUUUGCGUGGACAAUAAUUAUUCUUUGAUGGCUACAAGUGGUGUAUAUAUAAGAUGUUAUGAUGUUUCGAAUAGUCGUCAGUAUCACAUUUGACUUGCUACGUGAUCUUUAGUAAAAAGUUUUUAUUUUAUAUUUUUGUGAUUAAAAAAAAACGUCACGAUGAAAAAUACACAGUGUUUUUUGCUGUUUUUUGUAUUGCUAAUUACAAGUCAAUCACAAGCAAAACCAGGAAUACUACUGGAUAAAGUUGGAUCAAUUUUGGAUCCCCUUGGAAUAUUUCACAAAGAUGCAACAGCAAAUGCAAAAAGUACAAGUUUAAAUAAUAAUUUUCAAUUAGGCCCACUUGGUUUUUCAACAUCAUUGACACAUGCUGAAGCAAAAGCAACAGCUAAUGGUAAUGGUGAUGCAAGUGCAGUUGCAAAUGCAAAUGCAAAUGCAAUUGGUGGAAAUGGAAUUGCCAAUGCCAAUGCCAAUGCUAAAGCAAAUGCAGUAGCAAAUGGUGGUAACUAUCAAGGAUCUGGUUAUAAUACCAAUCAAGGAGGCUACAAUAAUUAUUAUCAAGGUGGAUCUGGAUACAAUUAUGGUAACAAUGGUGUUGCCCAUGGAAAUUCUGGUGGAUAUAAUUCAGCAAAUUCUGAAUCUCAUUCUGGUAUUAAUAGCAAUGGAAAAACUUAUACAAAUUCAAAAACAAAUACACAAGGCAACGGUCAAGCUGAUGCAUCUGCCAAUGCACAAGGUCAUGAAGCUGGUCACUUUGGAUAUGUUGGUAAUUCCCAGUCGUCUUUAUACAACAACAAUAAAAGACCAACGCUUACAAUAAAUUUUAUUGAAAAACCACAUCCUCAAAGACAACAAACAAGACCUCAACAAGUUGGAUGUUCACGUUGUGAUGCUACCGCACAGGCAAAUGCAAUUGCUAAAGCUCUGGGACUCGGUCAUGUUUCAAAACCAAGUUAUAAUUCAAACGCAGCCACAUAUGGCUCAUCACACAAUCAAAAAACCUCAAACACAUUUAAUAUUCCAACAGUCCCGGUUAAUGGACCAUCUCAAUUUAAUCAACAGCUUCCUUUAUAUCCUCCACUUUCUUCACCCACAUCACCACAAGAUACUUUGGAAAUUAUUGUCAUCGAAGAACCAACAUCUAAUGUCGCUCAAUCAGGAGGUGGAUAUAAUCAAGGUGGAUCUUAUGGAGGUGGUAAUCAUUAUCAAGCCAAUCCUUUCUUGAAUCAAGCCAACUCUGGAGCAAAUGCAAAUGCUGGAGCAAGUGCAAAUGCUGCUGUAAAAGCUAUUGCAAGUGGUAAUGCUGGUUUCAAUGGUGGAUUGUAUGGUAAUUCUGGUUCCAAUGCUGGUGCAAAUGGUGGAGCAUAUGGUAAUAAACAAUAUGGUCAAUAUGGAAAUGGUCAAAGUGGAUACAAUGGUGGCUCACAAGCAAAUGCUCAAGCAAAUGCACAAGCUGGAAGUGGUUCAUCAGGAAAUAUUUAUCCAAGUGGUGGAUCAAGUGGUAAAUCUAAUGGUGGAUAUACUAUUCUCAAUGGUGAAACAGUUAAUCAUAAUAAUAGAAAUCCUGGAUAUACUAUUUUAAAUGGAGAUCAAGUUAAUCAAGGUUCAUAUUAUGGUAAUGGUAAAGCUGCCGAUAAUAGUUUCACUGUAUUAAAUGGAAACACAGUUAAUCAUCCAAGUAAAGCAUUACAUGACUCUUAUGGUAAUCCAAUAAAUGCCAAGGCUGAUGCAACUGCAACAGCAAAUGCUCAAAGUGUUGUUGGUAUUGAAAAUAAUAAUCCAUACGGAGGAGCUGGAAGAGAUACAGGACUAUCUUCAGCAAUUGCAAAUGCAAAUGCUCAAAGUAAUGCUGGUAGCGGAAAUAAUAAUCCAUAUGGAGGAGGAAGAGGUACUGGUUUGUCUUCUGCAAUUGCAAAUGCAAAUGCACAAGCUAAUGGAAAUGGUAAUGCACAUGCUUCAGCUGAUGCUUCAGCUACUUUUGAUACAAGAAGUGGGCUUAUAUUUUCUAAAUAAAUAACUUUUUCUUCUAUUUUAUUUUUUGUAUAUAUACGUGCCAAAUUAUAAAGACAUAAUAGAAAAAACAAUAUCAUAAGUAUUCAUUUUUAAAAAAUUAAAAUUGUACGUAUAUGUUUUAGUAUAAAAUAAUUUGGUUGUCAAUCAUUUUUUUUUUAAUAUAUAUUUUAAAACUUUGAACGUUUUAAUACUCAGGUUGGAACCGUGUCAAAACUUGUGAAACCAGUUUUUUUUUUUAUUAUUUUUUUUUUAUAACGAGCUGUGAGUACAUGGUUUAAAAUCUCUCAAACUAAAUAUAUAAGCUUG
Aphidius gifuensis is the source of this 2421-nucleotide messenger RNA. RefSeq lists its product as uncharacterized. NCBI's taxonomy places the organism in Eukaryota, Metazoa, Arthropoda, Insecta, Hymenoptera, Braconidae. The record is from RefSeq and is a predicted model, not a curated record. Bases 262 to 2115 code for a protein of 617 amino acids. The transcript has 4 exons.